This is a messenger RNA of Trichomonas vaginalis G3, 921 nucleotides long. Its product is annotated as inositol polyphosphate kinase domain-containing protein. Gene Ontology annotation, molecular function: inositol hexakisphosphate kinase activity. Gene Ontology annotation, biological process: phosphatidylinositol phosphate biosynthetic process; inositol phosphate biosynthetic process. Gene Ontology annotation, cellular component: cytoplasm; nucleus. Lineage: Eukaryota; Parabasalia; Trichomonadida; Trichomonadidae. The coding region runs from base 1 to 921 and encodes 306 amino acids. The record is from RefSeq and is a predicted model, not a curated record. The transcript has a single exon.
AUGAAUACUCAGCAUCCUGAACCUAUUAAUGAUUGCGCAGUUCUCCACAUGGAUUCCCGUAAUGGAAGCGAUAUCAAAAGAAGCAGAUUCGGCCAUGAAAACCAAAAUUUCAGUUUUCGUGAAGGCUAUUUUGCCAAAAAAGCAGAUCCUCAAGAAGUUUUUAUGUACGAUUUCUUUACAAAUAAAUGCUCUGACAUUAUUAAGCCAGAAUUAUUGCCAAAAUGCCUCGGUACCGGAUAUUUUACUGAGGGUAACACAGUUUUAAGAGCGGGUGAUCCAAUUGAAGUCAAAUUCUCACCAAAGAUGACAAGCGAACCUCUGGACGGCCAGCCCGCAAUGAUUUUCCAGGCAGAUAUGACUCAUGGUUAUGAAAAGCCAUGUCUUGUUGAUUUUAAGAUCGGCUUACGAUCAUGGAGAUGUGGUUCCUCCCAGAAGAAAGCAACACGCCGCCAUGAAAAAUUAUAUAGAGAGCCAACUCAAACUCUCUGUUAUCAUGUCCGCGCAGCUAUCUGGCAUGGCACAAAUGAUGAAAGAUACUGGAAGCACGACGACUUAUGCUACGUUGAGCGUAAUUUCGGUUUCUUUUGCACAAAAGAUGAACUCGACAAUUUCAUGAAAGAAUUCUUCAAAUAUCCUCAACAAAUCCCAACAUUCAGAAGAAAAUUAGAAGAUUUAGCCACAGCUUUUCAGAAAUUACAUGACAAUAUGGGCUUAAGGAUUUAUAGUGGAUCUGUUGUCGUCGUCUAUGAUGCAGCUCAUCCAGAAAAGUAUGACCUUAGAUUCCUUGAUUUUGCCAAAGGAUUUAUCCAUAUCGAGGAUAUUGCAGCAGAAACUGGAGAACCUCUUGAACAAUGUGAGGAUUACGUUUGCACUGGUCUUCGCAACUUAUCGAAAGAACUUGGAAAACUUUUAGAACAGUAA